AUGCUGAGCUGCGUGGCGCUACACGAAUCGUACUCUACUAGAUCUAGCAGCAUCGAAGUUAGAUUGGAUGUUAUGUUUGUUCCAGAAACUCGUUUGGUUGGCAUCCCAACCACUGACAUAGAAGACCUGAAAGACUCUAUAGCAAUUAGAUGCGUCGUAAGCGCGAAUCCCAAAGCUUCGGUUGUAUGGCGACGAGAAGGCCAAAAUCAACCAGCGAGUUUGCAAGAGCUUUUGCAAUUCAGUCCGGCCAUAAGACAGCACUCUGGAUUGUACACCUGCCAUGCCAGGAAUAAAGCCGGCGAUUCCGUGCCGAUACGAGUCCAUAUUGAUGUUAAAUAUCGUCCAAAAGUGAUUAGCGUUGGACGAGAACGCGUCAAAACCUCCACCCUAUUCGCCCCUGUCACUUUCGAAUGUCUGGGCGAAGGCAACCCACCGCCGACCUACCAGUGGAUCCAGACAAAAACGUCGCAACAAUCGGAUAGCGUCGUCGAGCGCGGCAGAGGGGCCAAGCUACACAUCAGAAACGUCACUUACGUGUAUCAAGGAGAAUGGAAGUGCAAGGUUACGAAUGUUAUUAAAGGAGAGGAACAGAGUGAUAUCAGUGAGCCUAUUAUACUUCAAGUAUAUGGUGCUCCCCAAGUGUUGCGACACACAGCAACCUCGGAAAUCUUUAUCGAAAGUGGACAAACCGCGGAUCUCAGCGUGGUCGUUUGCGCUGAUCCCAGACCGAGAUUGGUUGCCUGGGAAUGGGGCUCGCUCAGACUGAAAGCCGGCAAUGAGAUGGGAAAAUUCAAAGUGGACGACGUAAUUCAAGAAGAGGGAGAAGACUGCUAUUUAACCAGACUCCACGUCAGAGAUACUUCAGCGAAAGACUCGAGGACUUAUUAUUUGCUCGUGGAAAACGACAAGGGCAAGGAUACGCAUGCCGUUCAAUUAUACGUGAAUGAGCCACUACAAAUGACCACUCUGGUGAGCGUGGUCGGUGCCCUAUUAGUCGGUUGCCUCGUGCUGGUUUGCGUCUGCAUUUACGCAAUCAGAGCGGGAAAAUGUUGCUUUUCAAGAAAGAGCGACUUCAAGCCAUCGGACAUUCACGACCAAAAGCUUGACAUAGAAAAAACCGCUCACCACCAUCAGCUGACCAACAACCAAAACUCGCAUCCGCCGUCACUUGGGCCGGGCGGCAUUCAUGCCGACGCCAUCUACACGACAGGUCCCAGAGGCGGCACCCACCCAGACGCCAUGAAGACCACCCCAGUUCUGAGCAGCUUCUCAAACCACCUCAAUUAAUUUUGAGACAACUUAAAAUUGCAUCGGAGCUAUGGAUUCGUUUUGGGGUGCAGCCAACCGAACAGCAUCACACGCUUCUCUCAUCCUUCUUCAUCCUUUUUGUUUUUUGAAU
Ceutorhynchus assimilis (cabbage seed weevil) is the source of this 1399-nucleotide messenger RNA. The record is from the annotation of a GenBank genome assembly. Lineage: Eukaryota; Metazoa; Arthropoda; Insecta; Coleoptera; Curculionidae.